Molecule: messenger RNA, 1893 nt
Organism: Amaranthus tricolor (Joseph's coat)
Lineage: Eukaryota; Viridiplantae; Streptophyta; Magnoliopsida; Caryophyllales; Amaranthaceae
Product: probable protein phosphatase 2C 47
Exons: 3
Coding region: 314-1390 (358 amino acids)
Biological process (GO): protein dephosphorylation
Molecular function (GO): cation binding; protein serine/threonine phosphatase activity
Source: RefSeq, a predicted model, not a curated record
AAGUCUCAGAUUUUCUGCAUCUUUUCCUAUCAUUGUAAAGAUUCAGCGAUUUCUUCUUAAACGUUAAAACUCAAUUCAAUUGUAAAUUUUAUUUUUUCAUAUAUUUGCUUUGAAUCAGAGAGAAUUUUGAUCUGAAAAAGAGAGUGAAUUGUUGUAUUGAUAUUGAUUAUUUGAUAUUCAGAGAGAAUUUUGAUCGAAAAAGAGAGUGAAUAAUUGUUUUUGAUUGAUUUAUCGAAAUAAAAGUUGUGAUUCAGGGUUUUGUAUAUCGUGAUUCAAUUUUUGGUUUUAAGGGUUUGGAUGGUGUAGAAAGAAGAUGGGUACAGAAGCUGAAAUUGUUUGUCCUGUUCCUAAUUUGGACGCGGUUCUCUCUUGUUCUCAAGUUGAUAUAAAGACCCCUGAUGCAGUCUCAAACAAUUCUCUAGGUUCCACCUUGUUACAGUAUGUCCCCUGCAUUCGCUCAGGAAGCUUUGCCGACAUUGGGACUCGCACGUUCAUGGAAGAUGAACAUGUAAGGAUUGAUGAUCUUUCAUUGCAUUUGGGGUCAAUGUUUAAAUGUCCUAAGCCAAGUGCUUUUUAUGGGGUUUUUGAUGGCCAUGGUGGACCUGAAGCAGCAGCUUAUAUUAGGAAUAAUGUGACAAGAUUCUUUUUUGAAGAUGUUGAUUUUCCUGAAUCCUCGGAAUUGGAUGAUAUAUUUCUUGAAGGAGUGGAGAAUUGCCUUCGCCAAGCAUUUCUUAUGGCCGAUCUAGCUCUUGCAGAUGAAUGCAGUAUCAGUGCUUCCUCAGGAACAACUGCUCUUACAGCGUUGAUAUUGGGAAGGCUCUUAUUGGUUGCAAAUGCUGGUGAUUGUCGAGCUGUACUUUGUCGAAAAGGAGAAGCCAUUGAUAUGUCUCAAGACCACAGGCCUACGUACCUGUCCGAGAAGAAUAGAGUUGAAGAAUUAGGUGCUUACGUAGAUGAUGGUUAUCUGAAUGGAGUAUUAUCAGUGACUAGGGCUCUGGGAGAUUGGGACAUGAAGCUUCCCAAGGGUUCAGCCUCCCCCUUGAUUGCAGAUCCUGAACUAAGACAGAUUAUCUUGACUGAAGAUGACGAGUUCCUCAUAAUCGGGUGUGAUGGUAUUUGGGAUGUAAUGUCAAGCCAACAAGCAGUUAGCAUUGUACGCCGUGGGUUAAGGCGACAUGAUGAUCCAGAACAAUGUGCGAAGGAGCUUGUCAGGGAGGCCUUGCGACUGGACACUGUCGACAAUCUCACAGUCAUUGUUGUCUGCUUUACCUCUUUCGACCACCAGAGAGAACAGUCGGGAGGGUCUAGACCUCGAAGAUUCAGGUGCAGCCUCUCAGCAGAGGCAUUGUCUACUUUGAGGAGUUUAAUGGAAACGAAUGAUGGUCUUUGAUUCUUUAGUCCAGACGGUGUAUAUGAAUAUGUUCGAUUGCUGUUUUUAGGCUGCUUCAGUAGAAUCGUUAGAAAAAGCGGCUCGCAGUUUUGCUAGGGUUUUGCGUUUAGGAGCAUUAAUUUAACUCAGUAUCACAAUUUCUGAGUCGGAAUGGGUUGAUUUGUAAAUAUAAUUGAAGGCCGAGGAUGGAUGGAGGUGUGUCAAACAAUGCCGCAUUCUUGCACUAUAUAGAUUUGUGUGCAGUUCAAUUGUUUCGUUGAAUUUGGUCUAGUCUAAUCUGGUCUAUUUUCACUAGAUUUCAAUUCUGCAGGCUGUAUUAACCGUGUGAUUAAUCAUUUACCGAUUUCAAUUCAUUUGGUUUUUGCUCUAUAAAUUGCAGCAACAUACCACAUGAUUGCUGACAACUAUGUGAGCUACGAUCAUCUAAACUCGUGACUUCAGCAUAUAUAGAAGUAUUUUGUUUUGAAGACAAUUAUAUAAGAAACAAGUAUACUUUUCAUAAA